AAGCAAUCAUGUCCGGCAGAGGCAAGGGAGGAAAGGGUCUUGGUAAGGGAGGCGCCAAGCGUCAUCGUAAGGUUCUACGUGACAACAUCCAGGGCAUCACCAAGCCUGCUAUCCGCCGUCUGGCUCGCCGCGGCGGCGUCAAGCGUAUCUCCGGGUUGAUCUACGAGGAGACUCGCGGUGUGCUGAAGGUGUUCCUGGAGAACGUCAUCCGUGACGCAGUCACCUACACCGAGCACGCUAAGAGGAAGACGGUCACCGCCAUGGAUGUGGUGUACGCGCUCAAGAGGCAAGGUCGCACUCUGUACGGCUUUGGAGGAUAAAUCGGCCAUCACUUCCGGCUAAAACAAAGGUCCUUUUAAGGGCCACCCACCAUUUCUCAUAAGAGUACCUCCAGUACUAUGACGCUUAUAGUAGGGAUGGGUGAUUCCACACUUUUAGGAUUCCAUACGAUAACGAUACCUUUCCUGCAUCUGUAUCGAUACCAAUACCAUUAAUUUUUUCAUUGUCAAUUUUUGUCAGUCAAAAAUAUUACUAUUAACAUAAAUUUUAAGACAAAUACCGGCCAUUUAUAUCAGUGGUCCACAAUCUUUUUGUAGCUGCGGACCGGUCAACGCUUGAAAAUUUGUCCCACAGACCGGUGAGGGGGUGGUGU
This is a messenger RNA of Entelurus aequoreus (snake pipefish), 652 nucleotides long. RefSeq names its product histone H4. Bases 9 to 320 code for a protein of 103 amino acids. NCBI's taxonomy places the organism in Eukaryota, Metazoa, Chordata, Actinopteri, Syngnathiformes, Syngnathidae. Gene Ontology annotation, molecular function: protein heterodimerization activity; structural constituent of chromatin; DNA binding. Gene Ontology annotation, cellular component: nucleosome. The record is from RefSeq and is a predicted model, not a curated record. Gene Ontology annotation, biological process: nucleosome assembly. The transcript has a single exon.